AUGGAUGAAUUACGAUAUUUUUCAGACGGCACUUGCACCAUCGACCCGUCUUGUCCGUGCUACCUGUCCAGCUCCUCACUGAUUAACUCCAACCGGUGCCCCGACCUGACGUGGCGCUUCAACCCGCAGACGUUUACUUGCUACAAGGUCUUCGAAGGCGGCGAGAAGUGUCUGAGUUGGGCGGAAGCGCAGACGGUUUGCCUUAACGAGAAGUCCAAGCUGGUCGACACUUCUAGCGGAGUCGUGAAGGAAAUUGUCAACACAAUCAUGGCCUGGGACGGCAAAUGCAAGAAGGAGACCGACUUCACGCCCGGCAAGUGCAAGACCGGCUUCGGCUGGGCGGCUGAUGGCAUUUCGGUGAACGGGCGCACGGAGUGCGGAAAAAUUGACCGCUUCACAAAGUACGACCAGGCGUGCAAGAUGCACUUUGCCAUCUGCUCGAUGCCGGCCGACGCGAAUGCCAAUUGCGAAAAAGAGGAAAAGUGU
This is a messenger RNA of Mesorhabditis spiculigera, 486 nucleotides long. NCBI's taxonomy places the organism in Eukaryota, Metazoa, Nematoda, Chromadorea, Rhabditida, Rhabditidae. The record is from the annotation of a GenBank genome assembly.